CACAAAAUUCGCAUUUCAAAGCAGUCGCCAUGUCUCUGUGUUUCGAUCAAGCAUACACAGCACUCCGAAACGGUCGCAUCUCCUACGAGCAGUAUCUUCAUGAAGUACUCGCAAACUUCGCAGAUACCAGACAUGCUAGUCAUGCCCUUCUCAAGCGAUCAUGGGAAUUCAGCAUCAACGAUCCAGUCGGCAACUCCAUCCGUGAGGCAGUCUUGAGUACACCAACGGUCUCACAUCAAGACCUGCAAACCCACCUCCUCCCACUCUACCUCUCAGUCCUGCACUCUUCCCUCCCUUCCCUCCGCCAUCACCUCUCUCAUCCAAUGGCUCAACACAAACCAAUUCUUCGAUCUCUCCUCACCCUCGCCGCCUCGGUCUCCUCCGCUCAGAUCCUACACUACCUCCUCUCUGCCCACCCUACGCUCUCCCUCCAAGAGACCAAUACCUCUCUGGCCCUCUCAUACACCCGGCGCACUGCACCGAUGCUAGACGUCCUAUACAACCAUGAUUGGCGGAGUAUACGGAACUCUGCCACAGAGUUCCAGCGAGCGACGGAAUGGGCUUUGCAUACCCACGCGGAAGAGUUGGACUGGUUCCUGGCUCAUGGUGGGAUUGUG
This is a messenger RNA of Zymoseptoria tritici IPO323, 617 nucleotides long. RefSeq lists its product as uncharacterized. The transcript is spliced from 2 exons. Lineage: Eukaryota; Fungi; Ascomycota; Dothideomycetes; Mycosphaerellales; Mycosphaerellaceae. The annotation marks the transcript as partial. The record is from RefSeq and is a predicted model, not a curated record.